AUGGCCUUCACAGACCUGCUGGACGCCCUGGGUGGCGUGGGUCGCUUCCAGCUGGUCUCCACGGCCCUGCUGCUGCUACCCUGCAGCCUGCUGGCCUGUCACAACUUCCUGCAGAACUUCACGGCCGCCGUGCCCCCCCACCACUGCCAAAGCCCCGCCAACCACACUGCAGCCGCCGUCUACGGCUCGGAGGCCUGGCUGAGAGCCACCGUACCCCUGGACCCGCUCGGGGUCCCCGAGCCAUGCCAGCGCUUCACACGGCCUCAGUUGGCCCUCCUGAGCCCCAAUGCCUCUGUCCACGGGGCAGCCACGGAGGGCUGCAAGGACGGCUGGGUCUACAACCGCAGUGUCUUCCCGUCCACCAUUGUGACGGAGUGGGACCUGGUAUGCGAGGCCCGCACCCUCCGUGACCUGGCUCAGUCCGUCUACAUGGCCGGGGUGCUGGCAGGUGCCGCUGUGUUUGGCAGCCUUGCAGACAGGCUAGGCCGCAAGGCCCCCCUGGUCUGGUCAUACCUGCAGCUGGCAGUUUCGGGGGUGGCCACAGCGUACUUCGGCUCCUUCGGCGCCUACUGCUUCUGCCGGUUCCUGAUGGGCAUGACCUUCUCCGGCAUCAUCCUAAACUCGCUUUCUCUGGUCGUGGAGUGGAUGCCCACCCGGGGCCGGACCGUGGCGGGGAUCUUGCUGGGGUACUCGUUCACCUCGGGUCAGCUCAUCCUGGCAGGCGUGGCGUACCUGAUCCGCCCUUGGCGGUGGCUGCAGUUUGCCGUCUCUGUCCCCUUCCUCGUCUUUUUCUUCUACUCUUGGUGGCUGCCAGAGUCGUCUCGAUGGCUCCUCCUUCAUGGCAAGUCCCAGGUAGCUCUGAAGAACCUGCGGAAGGUGGCUGCGAUGAACGGGAGAAAGGAGGAAGGGGAAAGGCUGACCAAGGAGGUGGUGAGCUCCUACAUCCAGAGUGAGUUUGCAACUGGUCGCCCCUCCAACUCAGUCUUGGACCUCUUCCGAACCCCAGCCAUCCGUAAAGUCACGUGCUGUCUCAUGGUGGUCUGGUUCUCCAACUCCCUGGCUUACUACGGCCUGGCCAUGGACCUGCAGAAGUUUGGGCUCAGCGUGUACCUGGUGCAGGUGCUAUUCGGCAUCAUAGACAUCCCGGCCAUGCUGGUGGCCACCACCACCAUGAUUUAUGUGGGCCGCCGGGCCACAGUGGCCUCCUUCCUCAUCCUGGCCGGGCUCAUGGUGAUCUCGAACAUGUUUGUGCCGGAAGAUAUGCAGAGCCUGCGCACGGCCCAGGCGGCGCUGGGCAAAGGCUGCCUGGCCAGCUCCUUCAUCUGCGUGUACCUGUUCACGGGAGAGCUGUACCCUACGGAGAUCAGGCAGAUGGGGAUGGGCUUCGCCUCGGUCAACGCCCGGCUCGGGGGCCUGGCGGCGCCGCUACUCACCAUGCUCGGGGAGUUCAGCGCCGUCCUGCCGCCCGUGGGCUUCGGGGCCCCCUCGAUCCUGGCCGGGCUGGCCGUCUGCUUCCUGGCUGAGACCCGCGACGUGCCCCUGGUGGAGACCAUCGAGGCGAUGGAGAGGAGAGUCACAGAACGCCUGUCCAGGAAGGAUGCAGAAGAGAAGGGUGAAGAAGUUUCUCUUCAGCAGCUGGGAGCCUCGCCCCUCAAGGAAACCAUCUAAGCUGCCAGCAGCCUGGCACUUGCUGGCAGCGCCCCAGCCAGUGUCCAGUUUCCUCCCGUUUCUCCGGGCGCUGAUGGGGGCAAGACUGGCUGAGGACAAAGGCGACUCUGCAGACCCAUGAGAGAGCUGCCCUGACUGCAAGGCUGGGGCUGCUGGAGAAAACCGGUCAGCAGCAGCCCGGUGGCUUUGUGAAUGUGGAGAAAAGAGAAACGGUGCCCAGGGAUCAAAGAAGGCACGGUCUUCCUUUCCAGUCCCUGAAUCUGCCCCUUAAAAACCUCUCUGUUCAUCCUUGUCCCACGUGGAAAUGCCAUGUCUUUGUAGGUUAAGGUGAUAUUUCUGCCCCCCGGUUGUCCCUGGAGCAGCCCCUGCCUGCUGGGUUCCAGGAACUUCAGGACUCAUUUGGCAUUAACUCUUUGCCUUAUAUGAUUAAAGUGCUUCCCCGGUGUGUGACUUGUAUCUUCCCCUGGCAAAUGUCCCCCUAGCAAUGGGCCUCGGAGACAGUACAGUCUCAACACACAAUUGAUGAGUAAAUGAUGCAGCCAGACUCGGGCAAUGGAUAGAGACCUCCACCCAUCACUGGCAUUCCUAGCAACUCCACUUUGCAGAAAUGGGAUGUGAUUUGGUUCCCCAGGAGUCAGGCAGAAGAUCGAGUUCCUGGUAUGACACAGCACCCCUCGGAGCUCAGAUCCAAUAUUAAAUAUAUUUUGAAAGAUUAGAGACAAGUUGGAGAAGGCAAUGUCAGCCCACUCCAGUGUUCUAGCCUGGAGAAUCACGUGGACAGAGGAGCCUGGCAGGCUGCAGUCCAUAGCGUCAGAAAGAGUUGGACAUGACUGAAGUGACUUAGCAGCAGAAACAAGUACAACACAAAUUCAAAUGCCUUUCCUGAUACAUUGCAUUAUUUUUAUUAUCUUAGUAAAAAAAAAAGUAAAUACUAAGACAUUGUAAUGUUUUCAAGGGGUAUUUCC
Dama dama (fallow deer) is the source of this 2633-nucleotide messenger RNA. RefSeq names its product solute carrier family 22 member 20-like. Gene Ontology annotation, biological process: transmembrane transport. Lineage: Eukaryota; Metazoa; Chordata; Mammalia; Artiodactyla; Cervidae. The record is from RefSeq and is a predicted model, not a curated record. Gene Ontology annotation, cellular component: membrane. The coding region runs from base 1 to 1668 and encodes 555 amino acids. The transcript is spliced from 10 exons. Gene Ontology annotation, molecular function: transmembrane transporter activity.